Trichoderma virens Gv29-8 is the source of this 848-nucleotide messenger RNA. RefSeq lists its product as uncharacterized. The transcript is spliced from 2 exons. NCBI's taxonomy places the organism in Eukaryota, Fungi, Ascomycota, Sordariomycetes, Hypocreales, Hypocreaceae. The record is from RefSeq and is a predicted model, not a curated record. The coding region runs from base 400 to 792 and encodes 130 amino acids.
GAUGGACAAGUUCAAGGGGAUCGAAUACCUGAGGAUCAGGUUUGUUGACUUAGAUUCCGUGUUGCCACCGUUGAACCCGUAUUUCUUAAUGCAAAAUGGAAAAUGCACUGGAGUCUGGAGCGACUUCAUCAUCAACGAAAUGAAUAGGGUUCGACCCAACAUCACAUUCCCCGGAUUGAGCGAUACAUUUGGAAACAUUGUCUACAGCAAAGAUGGCCGGAUGAUUAUUGCUCCUGAGCCAUCCAGACCGCGCAUCACCUCUUUGAAACUGUCCAAUUAUCGAUCGCUUGCCACUCGAAUUACUAUUCAGUAGCCACUUGGUCAGAUUUUGGUCGGAGUAUAUCAAAAGCAACUUGGUCGAGAAAUCCUGUGCAGAUAUUUUUCGCACUUUUAUUUCAAAUGAACGCAAAAAACAAACAGAAAGCCUAUAAAAUCCCAUUUAUGGAACAAAUACAUUGGCGGAAAAGCCAACGGAAAUGUCGUCUUUUUUUUCUUUUUCUCUUUUCCAGGCGUUUGCAGCUUUUUAUAUCAGCACGAAGCGAGGGCUUAUGGGAUCCGGGUUCUAAAUUUUUUGUCCCGCAAUUUUUCAUCUUGAUUUUCAUACCCUGGGACAGUCAAAUAACGCGAACAAAGCUCGGAGUUGGUUUGUUAAACUCAGUAAUCAUGGAUACAUGGGGUUCAAGGGCUGCAGUUGGGUUUGAUGGUAUUGUUGCUUGGCAUCGCUUUGGUAGGGUAAUUCUUUGGGGGGUUGGGCAAACGCGCAAGGGGGGAAAGGCUCUGCAACGAGAUUGAGAGAUAUUGGGUGAAGUUAGGUUGAUACCCGUAAUGAAAUAUUUCGAAUUUAUGCC